Arabidopsis thaliana (thale cress) is the source of this 1399-nucleotide messenger RNA. RefSeq names its product hydroxyproline-rich glycoprotein family protein. The coding region runs from base 291 to 779 and encodes 162 amino acids. The transcript has a single exon. NCBI's taxonomy places the organism in Eukaryota, Viridiplantae, Streptophyta, Magnoliopsida, Brassicales, Brassicaceae. The record is from RefSeq and is marked reviewed.
CUCCAGUAAACUCUAUUUUAUAAGAAUCAGAUAAAUUCUUAAUACACUCCACCGAACUUUUACUAAUUGUUUCUUUAUUAAAACACCUUUUUUAUGCUGAAAAUAUUUAUUUAUAAAUUAUUUGUAAAAGCCAUCGAUAAAAAGAAGAACACUCCUCCUCUGAACGUGCUUCUUCUUCUUCUUCUUCUUCUUCUUUCCCACUCCUACUCUUUCUCCCUCCUCUGCUCUCUCAUCUACUUCCUCUGUAUAUUCUUCGCACAAAAUUAAGUUUCUAAAUCCAGUUUCUGACAAUGGAAACAAACCAUUUAUACACUUUGUCUACACUUGUUGUUAUGCUGCUAGUGUCAGUGACACCGACAGUGACAUCAAAAGACGAGGUUGUUUCUUGUACAAUGUGUUCUUCAUGCGACAAUCCAUGUAGUCCUGUCCAAUCAUCUCCUCCGCCACCUUCUCCUCCACCACCGUCAACCCCCACAACCGCAUGUCCUCCCCCUCCUUCUCCUCCAAGCUCCGGUGGCGGUAGCUCUUACUAUUACCCUCCUCCUUCUCAGUCCGGUGGAGGCAGUAAAUACCCUCCACCAUACGGUGGCGGUGGUCAAGGUUAUUACUAUCCUCCGCCGUAUUCAGGAAACUAUCCUACGCCGCCUCCGCCGAAUCCGAUCGUCCCUUAUUUCCCGUUUUACUAUCAUACUCCACCACCAGGUUCUGGCUCAGAUCGGUUUAUGAGUUCUUACUCUAUUAUUUUUGCUCUUUUUGCUGUCUUUCUCUGUUUAGUGUGACGGAAAAUAGUCGGAAAAUUCGCCGGGAAAAUGACGAAGAAAAAGUCGAAAUAAUGUGGCAGAUCCGUAGAUCUAUAAAUCUUUAGAUUUCUUUGAUCAUGGAAACUAAAUGAUGUUGGAUCUUUUACUUUCUUCGAUCUGUUUUAACUUUUUCUUUUGUUGUUGACAAUUUGUAUUUAAUUGUUCUUGAUUAUUAACAUAUUAAUUACUCGUUAUUCAGAUUUCAAAAAUAAAGAAUUGUUACUUUCUAUGUACUCUUUUAGUGGUUUACACUCAAUUAGUUCAAUUUAACACUAUUUUGUCGGUUGGGUUUAAUUUGCGCUGAAACUACAAUUUCUUAUCUCAUUAUUCGUUAAUCAACUAAUUCUGCAUGUCGUGUCACGACUAAUGGAAAUUGGUCAAACAAUACAGUAAAUAAUUAGUUAUGUAAUCUAUUAAUCAGCUAAAUUCACGGCUAGUAGUAUAUUUUACUCUUCUUAAUCCAUAGUAUUAGUUUAUAAUUAACAUGUGAUUGUCGUUAAAGCAGAAUAUCUUUCUUUUCUUCAAUUAUUAUGAAUUCGCACCGUUGGAAAAUUCAAAAUACACAUGCAAGACAAUUUUAUCGCCAGCUUUGCUCCAAC